Messenger RNA from Medicago truncatula (barrel medic), 1582 nucleotides. RefSeq names its product protein DOWNY MILDEW RESISTANCE 6. The record is from RefSeq and is a predicted model, not a curated record. NCBI's taxonomy places the organism in Eukaryota, Viridiplantae, Streptophyta, Magnoliopsida, Fabales, Fabaceae. Bases 176 to 1192 code for a protein of 338 amino acids. The transcript is spliced from 4 exons.
GUCCCUUACACAAUAUUUUUUAGUGUAUAUAUACAAAUGCAUGCUAUGUCACAUUUAAGCUCAUCUUCCUCGAAACUACUCGUUCUUCACUUCCUUAAUCCCAAAUAACUCUAUAUUGUGUGGUUGUCAUUUUCCUUGGUUCUUUCUUUGUAUUUUCCCCCAAAGAUUAUAUAUAAUGGACACCAAAGUGCUUUCUUCCGGAAUCCAUUAUUCAAAAUUACCCGAAAGCUACAUCAGACCCGAAUCUGAUAGACCAUGUCUUUCUCAAGUCUCUGAGUUCGAAAAUGUUCCUAUCAUUGAUUUGGGUUCUCACAACAGAACACAGAUUGUGCAGCAAAUUGGUGAAGCAUGCAGCUCCUAUGGUUUUUUCCAGGUAGUUAAUCAUGGGGUGCCACUAGAAGAAUUGAAAAAAACAGCAGAAGUGGCAUAUGAUUUUUUCAAGUUGCCAGUGGAGGAGAAAAUGAAGUUGUAUUCAGACGAUCCAACAAAGACAAUGAGACUAUCUACAAGUUUUAAUGUGAACAAAGAGGAGGUGCAUAAUUGGAGGGACUACCUUAGACUUCAUUGCUAUCCUUUGGAUAAUUAUGUGCCAGAAUGGCCUUCUAAUCCUCCUUCAUUCAAGGAAACUGUGGCAAAUUACUGCAAAGAAGUUAGGGAAUUGGGGUUGAGAAUAGAAGAAUACAUAUCAGAGAGCUUGGGCCUAGAAAAAGAUUACUUAAGGAAUGCUUUAGGUGAACAAGGGCAGCACAUGGCAGUGAAUUACUAUCCACCAUGCCCACAACCAGAACUUACUUAUGGAUUGCCAGGGCAUACAGACCCAAAUGCACUUACAAUUCUACUCCAAGAUCUUCAUGUUGCUGGCCUACAAGUCCUCAAAGAUGGCAAGUGGCUUGCUAUUAACCCAAUUCCUGAUGCCUUUGUUAUUAACAUAGGUGAUCAACUGCAGGCUUUGAGCAACGGGCUUUAUAAGAGUGUUUGGCAUCGGGCUAUUGUCAAUGCUGAGAAACCAAGACUUUCUGUGGCUUCAUUUCUCUGCCCAGAUAAUGAGGCAUUGAUAUGUCCUGCAAAGCCACUCACAGAAGAUGGAUCUGGAGCUGUGUACAGAGGAUUUACAUAUCCAGAAUACUAUAGCAAGUUCUGGAGUAGGGACUUGGAAAAAGAACACUGUUUGGAAUUUUUCAAGAACAAUUAACCUUUAAGAUGCGAUAGGUACAAAAUAAGGGUGAAAAAUGAGGGAGUUAUUUGACAAAACAAAGUUUCAGUCUCCCUUCUUCGUAUCCAAUCCUCAGUCCUAUGAAGCAGUGUGUAAUUUUCAAUUCUUUUUUGCUUUUGCAGUUUCUAUUGUCCAUGCAUUUGCCUAGUAAAUGUUCUUCCUACAAAUACGUUUCUGUUUUAAUAAUAAUGUAACACAGAAUGCACUGAAUCUCGAUGUAUUUUAUACAGUGUCGGGGUAUACAAGUGUCAAUUUUGUGUGUUUGAAUAAUGUUGCUCUUUGCUUAUUGCAAAUUGUAGUUUGCAUCAUAAGUUUAUGUCAGACUAUAGUUGAUUAGCUGCGAAACUCAAAUUGAUUCGUUUUUUUUUA